CUGGUAUUUUAAAGGUACCAAUAUGGCGGAGGCUUCCUUUGGAAGUACGAGCCCAGUUGGCUCUCUGUCUUCGGAAGACCAUGACUUUGAUCCAACAGCGGAGAUGUUGGUCCAUGAUUAUGACGACGAGCGAACGUUGGAGGAUGAAGAGAUGCAGGACGAAGGAUCAAGUGUCAGUGCAGAAAUAGAUGAUUUAGAAAAGGAGGGAAACAUGCCACUAGAGGAGCUGUUGACAAUGUACAGAUAUGAGGCCUCUGUCAGCCUGGCAGGAGGCUCCAGUGCAGAUAGCUCUUCUGCAGAACUAACAGACGAACUACCCGACAUGACUUUGGAUAAAGAGGAAAUUGCUAAAGAUCUACUGUCGGGCGACGAUGAAGAAACACAGUCCUCAGCAGAUGACCUCACACCUUCGGUCACAUCCCAUGAAACCAGCGACUUCUUCCCUCGAACAUUGCGCUCUAACACCAUAUAUGAUGGGGACAAGGAAUCAGAGGGAGAGGAAGAUAGUGUGUGUCCUGACGAUUCCAGAAAGGAAAUAAUGGUUGGAUCCCAGUAUCAAGCUGAAAUCCCUACACUUGUCUGCAACCAUGAUAAUGAUGAAAAGGUGUAUGAGAACGAAGACCAGUUGCUAUGGCAGCCUGACUCCCUGUCCGAGCAGAGAGUCAAAGACUACCUGCGUGACAGUGCCGCCCCAUUAGUGGAUGGGAAGGUGGCCACAGUGCCUCAGGGUUGUCUUGUUCAAGACAAUGAGCAGGCCUUGUAUGAGCUUGUGAAGUGCAACUAUAACGUCCAAGAUGCUCUGGAGCGAUACCGCAGGAGUGGCAAGACCUUGAAAGGGCAAAUGUCCCCGUGGUCCGAAGAAGAAUGCAGAAACUUUGAACACGCGCUGCUCCUGUACGAGAAAAACUUUCACCUCAUACAGAAGCAUAAGGUGAAAACAAGGACAGUGGCCGAGUGUGUGGCCUUCUACUACAUGUGGAAAAAAUCGGAGCGCUUCGAUUUCUUCGUCCAGCAAAACCGGUUUGGGAAAAAGAAGUACACCAGCUACCCCGGCGUAACGGACCUUAUGGACCGCUUGGUGGAUGAGGCGGAGGGCCUGGUGGAUGGUUCAGCUUCUGUGUGCUCCAGUGGCAGUGGUGGGAUGGAGCCCACAGCCGAGCAGCAGCUCAGCCUUCUCAACUCCAUCACUGCCAGCGACCUUUCUGCAUUGACCAGCAGCGUAGCAUCGGUGUGCAACACAGCAGAUGUAAACUGCCUGGACUCGUACAGUUUUCCCCAGCUAGAGGGCCUCCACCGGGCCUCCCUAAACCACAACGAGGCCCUGGGCUUCACCCCCAAUGGACCUGUAGAUCCCGACUGCCUCAACCUGCUUGGUGCCGGGUUCUACCACUCUGACCUGGGACAGCUGGGUGCCUGUGCCACAGACUGCGAGCGCCCACCCUCCAAGCGCCUCAAGUUGAGCUUGUCGGAGCCCUUCAAUCAGGCCGCUGUGGGGAACUUGGGGCUUGAUUAUGAGGCAGCCACGCGCGCGCACCACAUCACCAGCGCCAAAAUGGCUGUGUCAGUUACGGACUUUGGCAGCCGGGGAUCUGGCGAGGCUAACAGCUACAUGGGAGUACACUCGCACGCUCACACUCACACAUUGCACCAACAGCAUACGGCGGUACAAUCCGAGUGAAGUGUGACCCUCCCACAGACUGUACAUAUUUGUUAGAGAAUCUAUUUGCUGUUCUAAAUAUGUGUGUGUGUGUAUAUGUGCGCACAGACACAACCUUUUUUACUAUGACAUCAGUGAUGUCAUCUUGUACAGAACUAAAGGAACUAGAGGAACAAAAUCUUGAAUUCUCAAGAGUUGAAUAGCCAUUUAUUUUCAGUCCUAAACUCUGUGAAAGGUUUUGCAAAAACCACCACACACAUGAUCUGUAGUGUCUUCAUAUGGUGGGACUGAACCUACAUUGGGAUAG
This is a messenger RNA of Hypomesus transpacificus, 1964 nucleotides long. RefSeq names its product mesoderm induction early response 1, family member 3 a (gene mier3a). Gene Ontology annotation, cellular component: nucleoplasm. The coding region runs from base 23 to 1678 and encodes 551 amino acids. Gene Ontology annotation, molecular function: transcription corepressor activity; histone deacetylase binding. The transcript has 13 exons. Lineage: Eukaryota; Metazoa; Chordata; Actinopteri; Osmeriformes; Osmeridae. Gene Ontology annotation, biological process: negative regulation of transcription by RNA polymerase II. The record is from RefSeq and is a predicted model, not a curated record.